Ruditapes philippinarum (Manila clam) is the source of this 3480-nucleotide messenger RNA. RefSeq lists its product as uncharacterized. Lineage: Eukaryota; Metazoa; Mollusca; Bivalvia; Venerida; Veneridae. The record is from RefSeq and is a predicted model, not a curated record. Bases 114 to 3149 code for a protein of 1011 amino acids. Gene Ontology annotation, biological process: calcium ion import across plasma membrane. Gene Ontology annotation, cellular component: membrane. Gene Ontology annotation, molecular function: calcium channel activity; protein binding. The transcript has 24 exons.
CAGUGAUUUGUGUCGUCAGUGGCAAUAAGGUAAAUAACAAUGGCGGAUGCCAGUCUCAAUUAGUCUGAACACAUUUUUUUUUCGCUGCCUGUACUCUGUGUAAAGGCACCAACAUGGACCGAGAAAGUAAGGAUGGGAAAAAGAAGGGGAAGAGAAACAAGGUUGGCCUUGUCAAUGAUAGUUUUGAACUAGAACCUGCAUCUAAUUCUGUUAGAAACAAAGUGAGUCCAUUUCUAAACAACAUUAGAGAUGUACAAUCUAAAAACAAUAAUACAAGGUCCAAAGCUUUACAAAACCUUAUUGAUGUAAGGAUAACUGCCUCAAAAUGGAGAGACUUUGUUAAUAGAAAAAGAAAAAGGAAAAAGAACAAUCCAUGUGGAUUUGAUGAGCAUGACAGUAGGCAGAAACCUGGUGCUGCUGUGGGUGAAGCUGAAAAUGCUGCAGAGAAACGGGGAACUAUUGGCGGCCUUGGUCUUGAUGAUAUUCAUGAAGACUUUGUCAGCGGGAACCAGAAGUUAUUCGGGGAUAAGCUCACUUCAAAGUCUAUGUCGAGCGCAAGUAAUCGUGCGUUACUCCAAUAUUUCGCCAAAUUAGGAAAAUCACAAAAAGACGAUGAGGUUGUGGAUUUAGAUUUUGUCGAGACGUUAGUAACCAGUGGUGCUGAUAUAAAUUGUACAGACAGACAUGGGCAGACCCUUCUUCAUGAGGUUGCAAGUAAAUGGCAUACUGAUGUUGCCAAGUUUUUGAUAGACAUGAAUGCAGACGUGAACAAGGCGGACAAUUUCGGCAGAACUCCUCUCCAUGUUGCAGCUGCUGACAACUAUCCAGACAUGAUCAAUGUGUUGAUUGAUGCAGGAGCUGAGAAAGAAGCCCUUACAGCUGGAGAAUUACAAACACCUGUACACUACGCAGCUAGAAAUGACGCCACAGAUGCUCUUAAAACCCUCAUUAAACGCCAUUGUAAAUACAAGAUGGUGAGGGACUACAAGGGGAGAACACCCUUACAUGUUGCUGCUGAACUUGAUCGCAGUGAGACAGCGAGGUUGUUGUUAGAUUUAGAGGCACCUGCUGGUGUCACUGAUUUGAAGGGGCAGUCUGUAAUAUCCUGGAUGAUCACUAAAAUGCCUCCUGUUGCUGCUGAGGCCAUUCAACAGUUCCACUUGAAGGACCGUCCUAACAGAAAACAAUACUUCUACCUUAACCUACUCACACAUGAUAGAGUUAAAGAUCCAAAAUUCUACACACAGAUGCCAUUACAAGUUGCUGUAAAGUAUAAACAGUAUGACAUUUUGACACAGUCAGUUAUGCUUACACUGACCAGGAUCAUGUGGGAGAAAUUUGCAAGAUGGCGUGCAUACGGGUCAUUGUUAUUUAAUUUCGUGUACAUUAUGUUAUGGACGGUUUACGGAGUUACGAUAGAGUACGAUGAGCGCCAUCUAUAUAAACUUCCGGAACAUUGGUGGAGGAUUGUUCUAUUGGCUGCUGCUGUUGGGAUUACAAUGUGGCAGGUCAUAGAUGAGAUCAGAGAAUACUGGAGAUCUAAAGAAAGUGACAUAAAUUGGAAGAAAUGGCGUCGAGAGGAGAUAGAUGAGGAUUUAAAAUAUUGUCAUCCAAGAUGGCCGGAGGAAGAACAAUUUUUAAAUCAGGAACUCCAAAAUCUUGAAGAUAGUAAUACAAGAUACUUUUCUGAUAUGUGGAAUUGGUUUGACUGGUUUUGUUAUACACUAUUGGUUGCAGUUAUUGGCACACAUGUUGCAGACAUUGUAGAUCACACUGAUGCCGUGGCGCGAGCCCACAUACGUCUCACAGCUGUGGUUGUCAUAUUUCUGUGGCUUAGGCUGAUGAAGAACAUUCGAGCUUUUUCAAUGCUUGGACCAUUUGUUGUGAUGGUUGGUGCCAUGAUAUCAGAUCUGUUGAAGUUUGCCUUCUUGUAUUUUGAGUUUUACAUUCCAUAUUUGUGUGCAUUUUGGAUGAUAUUUGGUGGCAACAAAUAUCCAGAAGGUACUGCGGGCCAAGCUAACAGAACAGAGCUUACUGUAGAUGGUUUCAUCAAUUUUAAUGAAGCAAUGUUUUCCUUAUGGAGAAUGACACUAGUAGAUGAAUAUGCAUAUGAUGAAAUGAAGGCUAUAGAUCCUAUCAUGGCUGACAUUUUGGUUGGUACCUGGCUGUUCUUGUCUGCGGUUCUCUGCCUGAACCUUCUUAUUGCCUUGUUUUCUGAUACAUUCCAAAGAGUAUAUGAUAACGCACGUGCCAAUGCGGUAAUGCAGAAAGCUGUCAUGAUUUUGUCAUUCUGGGAAGGUAUGAGUCCCGAAACACGUAACAAAUUCCUUGAUCAUAUAUCAAAUACCUGUGCACCGUUCAAGGAGUAUUACGAUGAUGAUAUGACGGAAAGUGAUGACGCUGAUCUGAAGAAAGUAACGAUACAAAUAAAGGAACAACUAGAUGAAAUGAAAGAAAAGUGGGACGAUCAGUUUGGAUCCGGGGAUGACAAAACAGCUCUGGAGGAGCUUCAAGAAGAGGAUCUGCCUAAAACUGAUAGCAAGGGAAAAAUGAUGACUACACAAAAGUUUGAAAGUGAAAUUGAAAACUUACGUGAUGAGAUUAGAAUGGGACUUCUGGAAUUACAAAAACAACAAAAUCAUAUGAUGCAAAAGUUUAAACAAGACAUGAAAAUGGUGAAAUCUCUGAUAUUAGAUUUGUCGGGGCAGGGUUCAGGAGGUCAGGGUGGAGAUGGGGGCGGAGUUGGGGGUGGAAAUGGAGGUGGAAUGGGGAUGGGUCCAGGGCAGUACAUGCAGCCUGCAGAUAUAGUGACAGCAGAUGGAAUGAUGAUGCUACCAGGGUAUUACCAGCAGAUGGCACCUGGUGUUGUGGUGUCAUCUCAAGAUACCACCCCUAGACCACACACUGGAAAGAAAAAGAAGAGAAAACAGAAAAUGGCAGCCGGGGAAGUUGCUGAUCAAUUGGUUCAUGUAGAAGACCAAAGUCCUGUCCGUCCCAGGUCAGCUGGUACUGGUAUAUUUGCUCCAAGCCCAUCUCUACAAGAACCAAUAGUUGAAGUUUCUACGCAAGGUGAUUUUUCAACAGAUGAUAUAUUUAGUACAGACGUACUACCACGAUCUGCAUAUGACGCUGAUCAUUCAACAGCCUGAUUUCACAGCAAAGUUUAACAGACUGGUGCAAAACUGUCUCCAUUAUAUAUAGACUAUAGAAUUAAUAGACUGGCAAACAUCAUGUCAUACAUGUCAUAAAGUUAAAAUAUAUGAUAUCAUAAAGUUGAAUAAUUAUGACAUUGUAAAGUUAAAUAUGGCAUCAUAAAGUAUAACUUUUGUCAUCAUAAGUCAAAUAUGUCAUCAUAAAGUCAAAAAUAUGACAUAAUAAAUUCAAAAAUAUGACAUCAUGAACUUAAAUAUGGCAUCAUAAAGUUAAAUAUGGCAUCAUAAAGUCAAAAAUACGACAUUAUAAAUUCAGAAAUAUGACAUC